GCAAGCGGCUGCUUUGGGUGAUGGAUGGGGAAAUGGCCUGUGUUGGGUCCGCGGUGGGUCACAGCCUGUCCCUGGGUGUCCCUGGGCGGCUGGAGGGCUCCCAGGGAGGGGCUGGGGACAGCCCAGCUCUGCCCCACUGACCUGGGGAGGGCACUGGGGGAGACUGGACCCCCCUCUGUGAGUCUGAGCCAUGGGCUUGGCUCUGGCUGCUCCGUGCUUGGCUACCUGGCUUGGUGGGUGCUGCCUGGCUUGGUGGGUGCUGCCUGGUGUCUCCAUCACCGAGCAAAACCCAGCUCUGCUGCCAUGACCAGCCCCACCGGGAGAGCAGGCGGGAUGGGAAGAAGCUUCUCCUUGUCUCUCACCAGUCAGUUUGGGAUGUGGGAUCCCCAUCCCAGCACACACAAGACUCUGAAACCCUUCUCAGCAGGGCCAGUGCCAGCUUGGAGCCUCGGUGCUCCAUCCCAGGCUCUUUCCUCAUCUUUUCCUCCUGGGUCAUGGGUGCUCCUUCUCCAGGAGACCUGCCUAAGGCGCCUUAGCGAAGCUCUUCCAUUAAUCUCUGACGUGGUGGCGUUAAUGGCCCUGAUCUGUUAAUGCGGUAAGCUGUGAGCCUCUUUCCCACCUUCGCCAAGACAAGGUGGAUGGAAAAAGUCAAUGCUGUCUUGCGGAUGGAUGAAUGAACAGAGGAAUGAAUGACUGAGGCGUGGGAGCUGGAGGGCAGGGGCGGGAGGCCGAGGGCGUGGGGGGGAUGAGCGGUGUCCUGGUCGCUGCCCCGCUGAGCUCUCUGAACUGGGACGUGCUGAGAGUAAGUGGGUCACAUAAACCUUGGGUGUCCUGGGACGAGGAAUCCCCACCCGAGGGCCGUGGCUCUCAGACGUGUCUCACUGCACGUCCUGUGGAACUGCCGCUCAUUGAAUUCCUGGUCCAGGUCUUUUCUCGUCUGAACACAAGCUCUUACUUGAGAAGCUCAGGAGUUUCUUGUUGAGGACCCAUGGCCUGCUCGCAAAGCUUUCCCUGAGGCGUUUCCUGCCUCUCCUGCCUGCAGUCAGGCUUCUGGAUGCACGCAAGUUAGACAGUUUUUGCAGAAUUUGUUGAACAUUAAAGGAGAGGCCAGAAAAGCUAAUACACAAACAGACAGGUACAGACGUGCAUCUCGGUGCCGGUGUCCCUCUCAGCGUCCGUGGCAGAAAUCAACCCUUUUCAGCUAAAAGAUUUUGCUAUGAUGGUCCAGCUCUAAAGACUGAGAGCGUGCUGUCGGGGGCGGCAGCUGAGAGCUCCGGGCCUUUCCCGGGUUUUGUGGAUGAACACGGCUGUCUCAUGGGAAAGUCAAUUUUCAUCUCCCAGAAAGUAAUUUGCACCUCCCGUCCCUGGGAGACUUUCUGCCACGUCUUUGCGGUGUCCGGUCUGUCCUGGAGCUGUACAAAUGAAGCGGAGCUGUGGGCAGAGGGGGCGAAAUGCGUCUGGUUUGGGUGCUGGGGGAGCAGAUCAGCAGCAUUUUGUGCACGGAGGCUUUUCCUGAAUCGUGGCCUCUCUCCGCUCGCUCUUCCAGCUGAGCUGUGGUGCACAUGGGCCCUCAAUUGUGGUACCCGGAGACCAUCCAGAGACCAGGACCUUCACCUGCCUUCCCCUAGACCUGGACCUGGGCUUUUCCCCUCUUGGGAGCUGGACACGGAGCGGGUGAGCCCAGGUCGCCCCGUGGUGCUAACGGGGUCUGUCCCUUCCUGGGCCCUGCUUCCCCUGCGAUUCGAGGCCGAGGUUGGUGUCGAUACCCGCGGUGAGUGGAUUUAGAGCUGCCGGCGGGUCAGGGGCAGCCGGAGCGAUGGCCAAGGCCUCGCGUAAACCCGGCGUUAGGAAAAUGACACCAGGGAGGAGAGCUGGUUCCUCCAGGACGUGUCCUGAAUGCAACCUCGGUUCUGUCUCUGUCGCAGAAAUGGAAAGUGAUGGCUUUAAUUUGGUGUCUCUUAGCAGGGGAACCUUACGGGCUGGCUCCCAGAGAGCUCGCAAUUGUUUUCCGUGCUUACUCUACGACAAAGGCGGCGAUGGCAAAAUUCAGGCCUUGUUUAAUGAGAGAGGAGAGGCUUGUUUUCUUUGUGUUCGUCCUUAAGAAAAAGAAGGGUUUUCUUUCCUCUCGCAGGUUUUUUUUUCUGCUUUGCUAAGCUCUUUGAGAUGAGAUUGUCUCUUAUUCACUGUUUGUCAGCACAUUGCGUGACGGAGCCCUGAGCUGCUCUGGGCUUUCAUGUCCUGUGUAAAGCAAGGAGGGAUAAUUAUAAUCAAAUAACUGACUUGCACUGAGCCAAUAGGGUUGGUUCACCGGCUGGUUCACCGGCUGCAGUGACAGGCAGAGCCAGCGGUGCCGGGGACGUGGGUUUCCUGGAGCAGUGGCAGCUGGGACCCUUUGCGGUGCCCGUUCCUGUGCAAGGCUCUUUGCUGCUGGGGCAAAGGCACCGGCGCAGCUUCCCCAAGAGCUGUGCGACAGAAAUCAGCCGUGCAGCAAACAGCUGUGCUUCAAGUCUGGUGAUGGACUAAUGCACCGGACCUUAAACCUCAGUCACGAGCACCAGCGCUGAACGCAAACUGCGCUUUUGUGCUUUGGGCUGGUUCUGUCCUGUGCCCUCAGUGUCCCGUCUGGAGGGGCUCGUUCCUCCCUGCUGGGCAGGAGGAGAGGGGGGAAGGUGCGGACCUUGCGGAGCUGCCCCGGGAACCCCCCUUUUCCCGUAUCGGAUGGCAGCCGCGCGGCCGCUGCGCUGAGCCGCUUACGCCGGGCUGGUGAGCUCCCUCGCCAGGAAAGGGGUUAAAGCAAGAUAAAGCUGGAGCGUUAUAGAGACCAUAUGGAGGGGAAGAAAACCCGUUAUCCUGUAAUUGGAUUCGUUCCCGGCGGAGGUGAGGCUGAGCGGAGCUGACAGGUUGUGAUGGGCGAGGCGCUGCCAGCCACCCUGUCCAAAGCAGGAUGUGUGUGCACAAACUUGUAGAUCAAUCCAUUAGAGUGGAUCAAAUAGAUUUAAAUGUGUGGCCAGGAGAAGGAGGACACAGAUGUAUUUACAAUUUGGUUCGGUGGGCCGUUCCUCCCUCAGCGGGGAUUAACUUGGCCGCGCUGUGCCCUGGUUUGCAGGGUUGCACCCAUCCAGGACCAGGACCUGCUGGUGCGGAGAGAGGCUGUUGGUGCCAUGCCCUCACUGCUUUCCCCACAGAGAAGGGCGCACAGCAGCCCCUGUCCUGCCUUGCCUGCAGCCCACGAGGGGCUGUGCCGCGGGCGUUGGGCAGGAGGAACCGCAGCUCCUGUUCUGCGAGCGGGUUCCCUGUCAUGGCUCCUUCUCCCAGCUCUCCCCGGCAGCAGAAGAGUAGAGCUUCACCACCGCCAACCUCAGCCCAUGUGCGCGGUGUUCACGAGCAGGCAGGGCCCUGUCACCUCCAGGCUUUUCCUCCUGCUGCCGAUCCAGGUACCAUCCCUGUGAGCACUGUAGGAUUUCCUCGGGGAGACAGAAAGUCGUCAGGACCUGUCAUAUACUUGCCAAGGAGCUGAGCAAUCCCGGCUCAGCUGUGAACCUGCACCGCUCCGUGUGGUGCUGUCAACACUUCUAACGAAGUGAUAAACCGGGGCUGUAGCAGAGUAGGCAGGUUUGCAAGACAGUCUGAGCGGCCACGCAGCAGCGCGGGGUGAACAGCCGGCACGGCACCGGCACAGCCGGCAUGUCCCCGCGGCACUGGCACAGCCAGUGUGUUCCGUGUCCCCGGCACAGCCGGCAAGUCCCCAUGGCCCCAGCGCAGCCAGCGUGUUCCGUGUCCCCAGCACAGCCGGCGUGUCCCCAUGGCCCCGGCACAGCCAGGGUGUCCCUGCAGCACCACCACGUUUCCCUGCGUCUCCCAGCUGUGUGAUGGAGCAAACCAGCCCUGGCCAGGGCCGCUGUCUGCUCCCGAGAUCCUCUCUCACAAACCGCAGUCAGCCCUGGCCGGGUGUUGCUCUGGUUUCUGGGCUGUUUGAACCCAUCAGGAGGGGUUCACUGGGAUGCAGGAUCUGGGUGCAGCUCCUCUGUCCAAGCUCUGCUUUGCCCAGCUCAUGGCAGGUGCUUCACUGCAGGCUCAGAGAGGCUUUUGUUCAAUUCCCAAGGGAUGCGAGAGGGUAGCACCAGCACUUUUAUUCUGCAGCGUCCAGCAGCAGCUGUGGCCCAGCUUUGAGAACGGCUGAGCAGCCAGAGAAGUGGGUUUAGGCAAAUAGAAAUAAUCCAGCUCUUUUAUUUUUAAUUUGUAAACCUCAUUUGAAGUUGAACCCUGUAAUUCCUGGAAGCCUUAAUUGUGGAUGUUCGUAGCGCUCUGCAGCGAUGCUUUAUACGUGCUGUUUCAUUUUGUCAUAACUGGGUCAAUUUUUUUCCAUUUCUGGUGCAGAGCCCUUGGUUUGCCGUGGGAGCCCGCAGACUGCCGUGACACAGUAAACUGGGUUAUAAUCUUUUGGGCAACAGUACAGAGGAAAUUUGGGGUUUGCUCACUUGUUGUCUGCCCCCGGCAGGGCCUGGCUGGUGUUCCUGGCUCCGAUGGGGACGGCGAGCAGCCAACCUGCUGUUCCAGCUCCCACAGGAGCCACAUCAGGAUGUGGUUUGGGUCUCUUGUUACAUCCCGGCCGCACUCCAGCCAGCUGGGAGCCCCAUCCCCUCCUUUCUGCCCAUUUUGAGGCCCCCGUCCCUCUUGCUGGCGGUUGGGUGUCCGCACUGCAACUCAUUCUCGUCCUCUUCUUGCUGCCCCUGCUCUAAAGCCUUCCAGGGAUUUGCUCCAGACCAAACGUGUCUUUUCUCUCCCUCUGCCCUUCAUCCUGUAAUUGGAUUCGUUUCUUCCGUCCAGCCCCGGGCUUCUCCCCGUCCUUUUAUAUAACGGCACUGGCUCGGGGCUCAACCUGCAGCCACUGACACCAGGUUUGCACCGAUUCCCCUUGCACAUCGAGCCCCACAUUGGCACAACAAAGCUUUUCUCUUGCAGUUCCCGCUCCCUUCCCCUUUGCUGCCUCGUUGUGCUCCCUAAGGCUCUGCACAAGCCCUCUGAGCGCAUGGUCCUGCAGCAGAGGCGGCAGAUGCAGCAGCCCCACGCAGGUGAGCGAAGCAAUGGUAGGAUGGUCAAAAAACAUUGAUUGGUUUUUUUUCCCCCCACUCUUUUCAUUAACCUUUAUUUUCCUGAGCUCCCGAUCAUCACUGCUUAGCUCUCUAAAGCCUUUGUGGUUGAGAGGCUUUCCCUGAGGUUGCUGCUCAUCACCUGAGCAAAAUAUCCAUGGAUUAAACUGAUGUUUUAUCAAAUUUGAGCCCUGUGCUGGGAUCGGAUUUGCCGGGACAGGCCCAGAUGUGUCUGCAGAUCUUUCUGCCCGAGGUUUCCCGUUGGUUGGCCCAGCCGGGCAGGCCGUGUGGGUUCUCCCGUGAGCGACGCUCCCGGUGGCCGCGCAGACGGGCCACGUGCGCUGUCUCUGGUUCCCUGAAGGCAUCUCACCCUGGUUCUUGUUGCCUUGCGGAAUGAACUGGUGCCUUGCAAGCCUGAAAGGAGACAAAGCAGCGGCAAACGCUUCUCCCCUGGUGCAGAUAAACUACUAUUAACUUCUGAGGGUUUCUGGAAUGAGACGGGCGACUCUCCAUUGAAAGCGCUGAUAAAUCCUGGGCAUCCAGCAUAAUCCAGUUCGCUCUGUAAGGGAAUCUCGGGGGGCUGGCAGCACUGAGCACAGAGGUGCCGUUUCAGGCUCCAGUUCUGCCAUGGGUAGAUAGUCCCCACGGACACGACUGCGAAGGCAGGAGGUCGGGUCCUGGCUGCUCUCAGCCUGGCUCAGCAAACCAACCGCUCCCCGCAAACGGCAUCUGCACCCCGCAAACGGCAUCUGCACCCCACAAACCGCAUCUGCACCCCACAAACCGCAUCUGCACCCCGCAAACGGCAUCUGCACCCCGCAAACGGCAUCUGCGUCCCCGUGCAAGCAGGAAUAUCGUACAUCAUCCUCCCACCACCCUGACAGGGCGAGCAGCCCUGCAACGCAGCCAUUCAAUGCACUUCUCGGUGCUUUAGCCUUUCGUCUUGCUGUGCUUAACCUGAUAUAUUGUUGUUUGAUAUGGGAACAGUAGGGGGGUAAAAAGAGGUAAUAAGAAAACGGAAGGUCAGUGGGUGACUGGUGUGUGUAAAGGCUAAAUUGCUCUUCCAUCAAACCCAAUAAAUCUUCCCCGUGAGUGGGGCAGGAGCCCCUUUGCGGGGCGCUGGGUGCUUUCCCUGCGCAGGCCGGGGCUCGGCGGCGCGGCUCUGACCGUCAGCCCACCGCGGCGCCCGAGGGCCCGGCCGCCCCCGGCCCGCGCUGCUGCUGAGACCGCAGCUCUGCCGUGCCUAGAAGUGUUCCCGAGCCUGCAAGCGGAAACCCGCUGCUUUGGAUUUGAAAACCAAAAUGAGAUGCAUCCAAUCUUGUUUUCUCACCUCCUCUCCUUUCUCCCUUCGCUUGUUCCAGAUCUGGGAGAGAACGGCAAAGGAGUGACCAAAAAUGAAGAAAAGCAAAGCAAAGCAGCAUUAUUAUCUUAUUUAUUUUUUCCUUGUUUGAGAGACUAGAAAGUUCUUAUAAGUGCAGAAAUCUGCUUUAUUAAAAAAGGUGGGGUUCUGGUUGGUUUGUGGGUGGGUUGGUUUGGUUUUGGUUGUUAAUGUUGAUGGCAGAUGAUUGUUUUCGAUGGGACGCCUUAGCCGUGCCUGUCUCCUCCACCGCCGGUAGCACAGCUGACUCUGUCCAGUCCAUAGCCAGACACACGUGCUUUCCUCUUUCUUUUGUCUUUCCAUGGAGAAACUGAGGCAGCACGCAGAAUUUCCAGGUGUCCCCAGUUUAGGGGUGUCCAGGCCCUGUUUCCAGCGAGGUUCUGGCGUUUUGUGGUGCAGCAAUCACUCGUCAGGAUUUAAUUGCCCGUGGGGAGGUCUUGCAGGUGCGCUGGGGAUGCAGAGGAGCCCGGCGAGAUGCCGAAGACGGGUCUGCGAAGACGCUGCUUCCCCGGGCGCUCCUGGAGACUCUGGUGCUGAAGAGCUGCAGACAAUGGCGUUUGCAGGUUGUCCUUUCCAAUGCAGAAAGUUUCAUCGCAGAUGGAUGGGAAACCUGUCAGCCAGCCACAUUUUUGAGGUAGAAGAGGACAAGGCACGGGAAAGUUUAGUGCUUUGAAAAAGUGACCUUUCAUGACGGGGAAACGGAGGCAGCGAGAGAUGUGCUUUAGGGAGCCUGCCCAGCGGUGGGACCGCGGAGAAGAGCUGCCCGGGGGAGAGGGGAUCUUCCUGGAGAUGAGAACCUCCUAAAGACCCGCUGCAGAUAAGAUGUUCCCCGUCCGCAGGCCCGUUUCCACGCGCGCCAGGCAGCCGUGGGCCGGCGAUGCCGCGGUGCGUGCACCCGCGCAGGCGUGCGGCCGUGACCCGGCGCGGAUAUAAAGGCGCGAGAUCCAGCAGGAGCACCCGGGCUGGACGGGAGCAAGAAAGGGCCUGAGCUGCCGCGUCCAGGGCUGCGCUCACCAGACUCUCGCGAUGGUUUCAAGGAAGGCGGUGGCCGGGUUGCUCGUGGUGUACGUGGUGUCCAUGCUGGCUGAGCAGACCGACGGCUUUGUGCCCUUUUUCACCCAGAGCGACUUCAGGAAAAUGCAGCUGCAGGAGAAGGAGAGGAACAAAGCGGGGCAGAAGAAGUCCCUGCCGGCGCUGCAGCGGCGGGAAGAGGAAGGCUUCUCCGAGCGAGCCGCUGCGGACGUCAGCGAUGUCAAGAGCAUCCAGCUCGCGGUCCCGGUCCUGGGGAUGUGGCUCACCCCACGGCAGCUGGAAAACCACCGAGAUGUCCUGGAGAAACUGCUGGCGGAGCUGUCACAGGACACCCCAGACGGUACUGCCAGGAGGCUCAUCUCUGCCGCGGGAGUUCUGCCUUUCCCUCCUCUCACCAGCUCGUCAUCGCCGAGAUAUUUAUAUUCCUCAAAGGGCUUUAGUGUCAUGUCUGCUCACUUUGCAGAGUGCUCAGAUACCCCGGCAGCUCUCGUGUUUCUGACUGAUCGCUGCAGAAUCAGAAGAGAAAGCUUGCUAAAGCUAGAAUACUCCACUUAUGUGAACGAAAUCUGUAAAAGAGAUUAG
This is a messenger RNA of Columba livia (rock pigeon), 8082 nucleotides long. RefSeq names its product motilin (gene MLN). The record is from RefSeq and is a predicted model, not a curated record. NCBI's taxonomy places the organism in Eukaryota, Metazoa, Chordata, Aves, Columbiformes, Columbidae. The transcript is spliced from 7 exons. The coding region runs from base 7495 to 8082 and encodes 195 amino acids.